Messenger RNA from Penicillium manginii, 1542 nucleotides. Its product is annotated as cytochrome P450. The record is from RefSeq and is a predicted model, not a curated record. Gene Ontology annotation, molecular function: iron ion binding; oxidoreductase activity, acting on paired donors, with incorporation or reduction of molecular oxygen; monooxygenase activity. Gene Ontology annotation, biological process: ergosterol biosynthetic process. Bases 1 to 1542 code for a protein of 513 amino acids. NCBI's taxonomy places the organism in Eukaryota, Fungi, Ascomycota, Eurotiomycetes, Eurotiales, Aspergillaceae. The transcript is spliced from 4 exons.
AUGGAGGUUCUUGCUCCUCUUGUCGUCGGCCAAAUCGCCCGCAUCUCCUGCUAUGCAGUUGGGAUCGUCUUUAUUUCCGUCGUUCUGAAUGUGUUCAACCAAUUGUUCCUCUACAAUCGCAAUGAACCUCCAGUUGUGUUUCACUGGUUUCCCCUCGUUGGAAGCACUAUUCCGUAUGGCAUGGAUCCUUAUAAGUUCUUCUUCUCCUGUCGUGAAAAGUACGGCGAUAUAUUCACAUUCAUACUCCUGGGCAAGAAGACCACUGUGUAUCUCGGCACGGAAGGCAAUGAAUUCAUCCUGAAUGGAAAAUUGAAGGAUGUCAACGCUGAGGAGGUUUACGGAAAGUUGACAACUCCUGUCUUCGGCACUGAUGUGGUAUACGAUUGCCCGAACUCCAAGUUAAUGGAGCAGAAGAAAUUCAUCAAAUUCGGACUGAGCCAAGCCGCCCUAGAAUCCUACGUUCCCCUGAUCGAAGAAGAAGUCAACCAAUACAUCAAAACCUCCGGAAAAUUCAAAGGCAAGACAGGCAUCGUCGAUCUCAGCGCCGCGAUGGCCGAAAUCACCAUCUUCACAGCCGGCCGCACCUUACAAGGCGAUGAAGUCCGCACCAAGUUGACCGCCGAGUUCGCCAGUCUCUACCACGACCUGGAUCUAGGCUUCAACCCGAUCAACUUCAUGCUGCCCUGGGCCCCUCUCCCUCACAACCGCAAGCGAGACUUCGCCCAUGCCCGCAUGCGCGAAAUCUACCUGGAAAUCAUCCAAGCCCGCCGCGAAUCCACCACGUCCGAGGGAGACCAGUCUCAAGACAUGAUCUGGAACCUAAUGCGCAGCGUCUACCGCGACGGCACCCCAAUCCCAGACAAGGAGAUAGCCCACAUGAUGAUUACCCUCCUCAUGGCCGGCCAGCACCAAUCGUCAUCAAUAAGUUGCUGGAUCUUCCUCCGCCUCGCCUCGCAGCCUGGAAUGACAGAAAAGCUAUACCGCGAACAGCUCGAUGCCUUUGGUUCCGAACUUCCCCCAUUGAGCUACGAGGAUAUGGACAAACUCCCCCUCCACCAGAACGUCAUCAAGGAGACGCUGCGCAUCCACAACUCCAUCCACACCCUCAUGCGCAAGGUUAAGAAUCCGCUCCCUGUCCCCGGAACCAGAUUCGUCGUGCCGACUAGUCACACCCUUCUUGCUUCGCCGGGUGUUACCACCCGCGAUGACAAACACUUCCGCAACGCAAUGACCUGGGAUCCGCACCGGUGGGAAUCGCGCAUUGAGGCCGAAGAUGACGGCGAGACUAUUGACUACGGAUACGGCGUUGUUUCGAAGGGGACGAAGAGUCCCUAUCUUCCCUUCGGUGCUGGUCGUCAUAGGUGCAUUGGGGAGAAAUUUGCUUAUUUGAAUUUGACGGUUAUUGUUGCCACGAUGGUGCGGAACUUUCGGUUCUAUAAUCCAAAUGAUAGGGACGGUGUUCCUGAGACGGAUUAUUCGUCCCUGUUUUCUCGGCCAAUGAAGCCAUCGACUGUUCGUUGGGAGAGACGUGGGGAAGAAUGA